GGCCACCUGGAGGGGGAUGCUGAGGAGCAGAGGAUGCCCGGCAGAUAGCGCAGGGCACCAGCAGCCCGGCCUGGGGCUCCCCUGAGGACAGGAAGGACAUUUAGAGGACGCAGAAGCCCCGGCUUCCCGGCUCUCCUUCCCCAUGGAGAGGAGAACCUCCCUGCCCCAGGAUCUCCGGGAGGUGCUGCACUGCCUGAAGAUGAGGAGCAAGUACGCCGUGCUGCUGGUGUUCGUCGUGGGUCUGGUCAUCAUCGAGAAGGAGAACAACUUCAUCUCCAGGGUGUCGGACAAGCUGAAGCAGUCCCCGCAGACGCUGGCGGAGGCCAACGACACGGAGGCCAGCCCGACGCCGGCCGAAAACGGGUCCCUGGCCUCGCUGCAGCAGCUGGACGCCGCCUUCUCGCGGCUGAGGACGCGGCUGCACAACAUCACCCUGCAGCUGGCCGGGGGGCUGGCGACGGCGGGGACGGUCCCCCCGGAGCCACAGCGGCACGUCCUGCUGAUGGCCACCACCCGCACUGGCUCCUCCUUCGUCGGGGAGUUCUUCAACCAGCAGGGCAACAUCUUCUACCUCUUCGAGCCGCUGUGGCACGUCGAGAGGACGGUCACCUUUGAGCUGGGUGGCGCCAACGCGGUGGGGUCGGCUUUGGUGUACCGCGACGUGCUGCAGCAGCUCUUCCUCUGCGACCUUUACAUCCUGGAGAGCUUCAUCUCCCCGGCUCCCGAGGAGCACCUGACGCCCUUCAUGUUCCGCCGGAGCUCCAGCCGCUCGCUGUGCGAGGAGCCCGUCUGCACGCCGGCCGUCAAGAAGGUCUUCGAGAAGUACCACUGCAAGAACCGCCGCUGCGGCCCCCUCAACAUCACGCUGGCCACCGAGGCGUGCCGGAGCAAGCGGCACGUGGCCCUGAAGACGGUGCGCCUCCGGCAGCUGGAGUUCCUGCAGCCGCUGGCGGAGGACCCCCGGCUGGACCUGCGCAUCAUCCAGCUGGUGCGGGACCCCCGCGCCGUGCUGGCCUCCCGCAUGGUGGCCUUCUCGGGCAGGUACGAGACCUUGAAGAAGUGGGCGGCCGAAGGGGCGGCCCCGCUGCAGGAGGACGAGGUGCAGAAGCUGCGGGGCAACUGCGAGAGCAUCCGCCUGUCGGCCGAGCUGGGGCUGCGGCAGCCGGGCUGGCUGCGGGGCCGCUACAUGCUGGUGCGCUACGAGGACGUGGCGCGGGCGCCGCUGCGCAAGGCGGAGGAGAUGUACCGCUUCGCCGGCAUCCGCCCCGCGCCCCAGGUGGAGGAGUGGAUCCGCGCCAACACGCAGGCGCCCCGCGACGGCAGCGGCAUCUACUCCACGCAGAAGAACUCCUCGGAGCAGUUCGAGAAGUGGCGCUUCAGCAUCCCCUUCAAGCUGGCGCAGGUGGUGCAGGACGCCUGCGCCCCGGCCAUGCGCCUCUUCGGCUACAAGCUGGCCGGCAGCCCCGAGGCGCUGACGAACCGCUCGCUCAGCCUGCUGGAGGAGGGACUCCCCUCCUGGGUCACGUAACACCAGGGGGAACCGGAGCUGGGGACCGGAGCAUCGACUUUCGGGGAGGUUCGUGGAGCCUGGGUGCUUGCCAAAACCACGCUGCGUCCUCCGAACGCCGCCGUCGCAGGCGGGGAGCGCUCCCGGAUGGGAUUCGACGUGGAAAGCAGCGCUGCUGCCCCACAGCCACGCGUGAUGUGGUGCCAAAGGGGUGCCGCGCCGAGCGCCGGCGGCACAGCGUGCCAGCACCAGCAGGGACCCGAUCCCCAGAGGCCUUACUGGUUUAGUGCCUUCACACCAGCACGGACUGGGAACAGCCCGCAGAGCCCCAGCCAGCAGCAAGACGAGGUGGCUUCUCGGGUCUGAGCUCUUCGGUGUUGGUUUGGGAGGGGUGUUCGUUGGUUUUUAAGUUUUUUCUUCCUUUUUCUCUGUGUACCAGGGUUGCGGGGCAAAUCUAUUUAUUUAUUAUGUGAAAAGGAGGGGGAGCUACACCGGGGGUCAGAGCUAAGCCCAAAAAAAUCAGGCCAGCAGAAGGUGCUGCAGAGAAACAGGGACACCUACAGCAGAGGCAGUGGAAUUGUGGCCCAUGGGAGAGCCCCAGGAUGGGCAAAUCGGGGAUGCAGCUCCCCAAAAAACCCUGGGCACAGCGGGGCAGGGACGCUGCCAUCGGCAAGCACCGACCACAACCUCACCCUGGGGCGAGGACGCUCGCCAGAGCCCGCUGCUCGCCCCGGAGCAGCUGAACCUCGUCACCUGCUGGAAGCCGUUUCACUUGACUUAAUUAAAAAUUAAAAAACAAUAAUAAUAACGCAAAGGAGCAGAUUCCAAAGCA
Oxyura jamaicensis (ruddy duck) is the source of this 2339-nucleotide messenger RNA. Its product is annotated as carbohydrate sulfotransferase 3. Gene Ontology annotation, biological process: carbohydrate metabolic process; N-acetylglucosamine metabolic process. The transcript has 3 exons. NCBI's taxonomy places the organism in Eukaryota, Metazoa, Chordata, Aves, Anseriformes, Anatidae. The record is from RefSeq and is a predicted model, not a curated record. Bases 143 to 1528 code for a protein of 461 amino acids. Gene Ontology annotation, cellular component: Golgi membrane. Gene Ontology annotation, molecular function: chondroitin 6-sulfotransferase activity; N-acetylglucosamine 6-O-sulfotransferase activity.